AUGUUCGGUGUCACCACCCUUGACGUUGUCCGUGCCUCGCGCUUCAUCUCGCAGCUCAAGAGCACCGACCCCGCCUCGGAGAACAUUGUCGUUGUUGGUGGUCACUCUGGUGCCACCAUCGUCCCUCUGUUGAGCCAGUCUGGCUACAACCUCGAGGGCGAGCAGCUCGACGCCUACGUCAAGCGCGUCCAGUUCGGUGGUGACGAGGUCGUCCAGGCCAAGGGCGGUGCUGGCUCUGCCACUCUUUCCAUGGCCAUGGCCGGUGCCCGUUUCGCCGAGUCGCUCCUCAAGGCCGCUCAGGGCGAGAAGGGUGUCAUUGAGCCCACCUUUGUCGACUCUCCCCUCUACAAGGACCAGGGUGUUGACUUCUUCGCCUCGCAGGUCGAGCUCGGCCCCAACGGUGUUGAGAAGAUUCACCCCGUUGGUCAGAUCACCGACUACGAGCAGAAGCUCCUCGACGCCUGUCUCAAGGACCUCAAGGGUAACAUUGAGAAGGGUGUCAAGUUCGCCAAGGAGAACGCUUAA
This is a messenger RNA of Aureobasidium uvarum, 525 nucleotides long. The record is from the annotation of a GenBank genome assembly. NCBI's taxonomy places the organism in Eukaryota, Fungi, Ascomycota, Dothideomycetes, Dothideales, Saccotheciaceae.